AUGGAAGGCACAGUGGGUAAUGUGAUGCAUACGCCGUCGGUUUCUGAUCAGAAGAAGAAAAAGCAACACAACAUCAUGGAUCAGAAGAUGAACGAGUUUGAGUUCCGCCGACAAGCUGUCACGUCGAAGCUGCAGCGAAUACAGCUGGUACUUGCCAAGCCAGAGGAAAUCACAGUUCAUCACUUGGACACCUAUCUGCGACGAGUGGAUGCCUGCUAUGAUGAGUUCAACAUCCUACAGAACGAGAUUUAUGCUACGUUUCCUGAUCAACGAGUUCAGCAGGAGAAACAAUUCAUAGAAUUCGAGCAGCUCUAUGAAGGUAUUCGAGUGGCGAUUUGCUCUGCUGUGGAGGCAUAUCGAAUGCAACAAGUUGCUGCUGUUCGACCCCGGUUGGCCGAUGCCGCGGUUGCCGGCGAACAACAACCAGUGAUUGUUAAUCAACCGGGCGGACUACCAGCUGUCCCUCUACCAACCUUCGAUGGGACAUACGAAAGGUGGUUCAGAUUCAAACAGCUCUUCCAGGAUUUGAUGCAAAAACAUCCCGGAUUGUCUGACGCAACCAAAUUGCAUUACUUGACGCAGUCACUGAAGGGAAAGGCGGAGAACGUGAUCAGUGAGCAGAUACUGAAUGAAAACAAUUUACAAGCAGCCUGGAACUUGUUAGAAGAGAGGUUCGAGAAUAAAAGGACGAUCAUCGAUAUUCACGUUGGUGGUCUUCUCAACCUAAAGAAGAUGAAUAAGGAGUGUUCAUCAGACUUGAGGCAGCUUGUAGAGGAGUGCAGUCGUCACGUUGAGGCCUUGGAAUUCCACGAUCAACAUAUGGAGGGUAUGUCCGAGCAGCUGGUGGUUUCACUGUUGACGUCCAAGCUUGACAAGGCCACGUUGAGCCUCUGGGAAAGCACCAUCACACCAAAAGAACUGCCAGACUACACGGAAACCAUGCAAUUUCUGCGCAACCGUUGCUUUGUGCUUGAACGCUGCGAGGCAGGUACGUCACACCGAACGAAUGAGGGCGUAAAGCAGAAACCGCAACUAACUGCUCCGAAGCAACACGUCAGGGUGCACACAGCUUUACAAAUCAACGAGGGUGUAUGCGUAAUUUGUGAUGAGUCGCACAACAUCAACAAAUGCAGCGCGUUGAAGCAAAUGACGGUACCCGAGAGAAUUGCGAUGGUCAAAGAGAAGCAACUUUGUUUCAACUGCCUGAAGCGAGGCCACAGAGUGGGCCAGUGCAAGUCCAGGGUCUGUACGGUAGCUGGUUGCGGAAGAAAACACCAUACGCAGCUGCAUAGUGAGGUUCCAGUGCCGGCGGAGAAGGCUGCUGAAGGAAGUGUUCCGGAGACGAAGAAGGAACCGCCCACCCAACCCGAACAAACAACGUCAGCUGUCACCUGCACCAGUUUCACCGGAAAAUCUGUUCAACCGAACAAAAACGAAGUGAUUCUGUCGACGGCCGUAGUGCAAGUGAAGGAUACUCGUGGAUGCUACCGUUCUUGUCGAGUGUUGCUGGAUUCACGAUCCCAAUCCAACUUCAUGUCCGAAAAUUUCGUCAAAAUGCUUCGACUGAAGUUGGAUAACGUGCGAGUUCCCAUUGUUGGGAUCAAUGGUGAAAAGCUAACGGCAACACAGAGAACUGCAGCCGAAGUUAAAUCAUCCUGCAACGAAUCGUCGUGGAGUCUGGAGUUCCUGAUAGUGCCACAGGUUACUGGCGUUCUUCCGUUGCAGAAAAUUGAUGUGCGUCCAUGGAAUAUACCGCCCGACCUGAACCUAGCAGAUCCCCGUUUCAACAUUCCAGCUCGAGUAGACAUGUUGAUCGGGGCCGAAAUCUUUUUUGAACUACUGAUAACUGAACGCCUAAAGCUCGACAUCGGUCAACCUAUGCUAUGGCGAUCGGAGCUCGAUCCGACGCGUCCCGAGCUUCACCUGGCCACGUACUCCUCCAGCCUACCGAGCUCCUCCUUAGCAACCGAGCUACCAGACUCCUCCUGGCUCCAAGCAGACUCUGCUACCAGGCCCUGGCUCCAAGCUACGUCUGCUACUAAGAGGCUACCAAGCUCCUCCUGGCUCGAAGCGUCUUCCGCCUCAAGUACCUUCUGCCAUCCAGCUCCAUCGAUCAGCCAGCACCCUCUGCCUCUUGGAUCCAGCGCAGGUCCCACACGGCUAUCAAUCCUCAUCGAGUAUUGGUCCCCUCACCGCAUCUUGGUGUCUCAACGGAUAUUGGCACCAGGCCUCAUCGCAUCUUGA
Molecule: messenger RNA, 2244 nt
Organism: Aedes albopictus (Asian tiger mosquito)
Lineage: Eukaryota; Metazoa; Arthropoda; Insecta; Diptera; Culicidae
Exons: 2
Coding region: 1-2244 (747 amino acids)
Source: RefSeq, a predicted model, not a curated record